Molecule: messenger RNA, 754 nt
Organism: Saccostrea cuccullata (small rock oyster)
Lineage: Eukaryota; Metazoa; Mollusca; Bivalvia; Ostreida; Ostreidae
Exons: 4
Coding region: 188-583 (131 amino acids)
Source: RefSeq, a predicted model, not a curated record
UGCCGUGAAAUAUUGCGUAUAAAGCGCUUAACAUAAAAAAGUGUUCAAAAUCUGUAUCCUCAAAAGCCCAACCUUAUCUUCUCGAAAAUGGUCCUCACAGUUCAGAAAAACACAAGGUUAUGAUAACCAGCAUAAGAAAAGUUACUUGAUGUGUUGGAUUGUCGGAUAAAUUUUUAUUUAUAAGGUGAUGUGUCAAAAAAGUCUUGGUUUAGUGUAUGCCUUCAGCAUAUUCUCUUUAGUGGUGGCCACAGUGUUACCCCAACCUGCCACGACUAUUCUAUGUGAAACAAGAUGUGAAUCAUCCACUCCUAACUUAGGUCGACUUAAGCAACUAUGGCAUCGAAUGUCAAAACGAAUAGGAAAAGAUGAUAUGUCGUUUGCAGCCUUCGUUCAGUCUUUAAUUGCUGCUUCUGAGAGAUACAGUCGACUGGAACCUGUAGGAAACUAUUUGAUAACCAUGAUUGACAGAUAUCAGGAUUGUGUGAGAGCCUGUGAACACCAGCACAGCAAACGAGCCGACGAACGAACCUCAGAUUCUUAUGUCAGAAAACAAUUUUGUAUUACUCAUGGCUUUUGCUUAUGACAAGAAAUACUUGGAACAACGCAUGUUUAAGACUUCAAUGAAGUCUGAACUUGGAUCAGAACGACUACAGAAAACGAAAAUAAUUUUUUUUUCUUGUUUCAAGCAAAAAUUUAUACAAUGUAUAUGCCUAUAUACUUAUAUUUCUAUCAGAAAAAUAAAACAAUGACAAAC